Molecule: messenger RNA, 1334 nt
Organism: Drosophila serrata
Lineage: Eukaryota; Metazoa; Arthropoda; Insecta; Diptera; Drosophilidae
Gene: Vajk2
Product: cuticle protein vajk2
Source: RefSeq, a predicted model, not a curated record
UCGAGACUACAAGCCCAUCUUGAUCGCAAAGUGUUGAGGAGCAAAUCCUAGUGCAAAAUGAAAUCCAUGCUCAUUUUCGGCCUUGUGGCGAUGUGCGUGCUGGUGGCCAGCGCCAGCGAGGAGGCGCCCAAGAAGCCAGUGGAGGCCGCUGAGCCCGCCGAGAAGAAGCAGGAGAAGCGCGGCAUCGGUCACGGCCUGGGCUACGGCUACGGACCGUCCGCCGGUGGUGCCAUCCUGGGAUCCGGUAUCGGAGUGGCACAUGCCCCCGUUGCCAUUGCCGCCCCCAUUGCCCACCACGCCGUCGCCGAGCUGCCCACCCAGGUGCACACCAACACAGUGAUCAAGACCGUGCAGGUUCCCUACCAGGUGGAGCGCCACGUGCCCUACCCAGUGGAGAAGACCGUCACCUAUCCCGUGAAGGUGCCCGUGCCACAGCCCUACCCCGUGGAGAAGAUCGUCCAUGUGCCCGUCAAGGAGAUCGUGAAGGUGCCCGUUGAGGUGCCCCAGCCCUACCCCGUCGAGAAGGUCAUCCGCAUCCCCGUCAAGAUCCCAGUCGACCGUCCCUACCCCGUGCACGUUGAGAAGCCCUACCCCGUGCCGGUCGAGAAGCCCGUGCCCUACACCGUUGAGAAGCGCGUGAUCCACAAGGUGCCCUUCCAUGUGGACCGCCCAGUGCCCUACAAGGUGGCCGUGCCCGUGCCCGUCCAUGUUGAGAGCCACGUGAAGCCCGCCGUGGCCGUCACCCACACCGUUGCCGCCGCUCCGGCCUACAUCAGCCACGGCAUCUCCGGCCACGGCAUCUCCGGUCACGGCAUCUCCGGCCACGGAAUCUCCUCGUACGGAGUCUCCGGACACGGCAUCUCCUCCUAUGGCGUCUCCGGCCACGGUGGCUACCUCCACAAAAAGUAAACGAAACGCAAAGCUGUCGAGGGCCAAUUGAGAGGUGAAGCCGGGUGAAGACGGGCGAAUCAACAAGUCGGAAGUAUCCAAAAAGACAUCCCAAAAAGCACCCCACAUUUUCCCAUGCCCAGCAACCGCCAACGUACGACUUACAAAUUUAGUUCUUAGUUUGUGAUACCAACCGAAAUUGCAAGAGGAUCCCGAGCGGGAGAAGACCACUCAUCUGGCGCAAACAGAAACAGAAACAGUUCCAGUUCCAGUCCCAGUCCCAGAAAGCUUGCCACAAUCCCUCUGGGGCGCUCAGAUGUUGCCUGUCCCCCUCUCAUCCGAUGCCUCUGAGUGUACAGUGCUUUUGUAGACAAUCACCGAGAAAUACUGCUGACGAGUUGCUCCUUCGACUUUUUCGUGUAAAUUUCUUUUCUAUGAAAUGUUUG